GCAGGGUGAUCCUCUUUCACCCUACCUUUUUACCAUUGCGAUGGAAGGGCUUUCUCUGUUAUUGAAUGAAUCUGCUACCAUUGGACGAUUGCCUUACCACCCGCAGUGCAGAAAAGUGAAGCUUACUCAUCUGAGUUUUGCUGAUGAUCUUCUUAUCUUUACUGAGGGGUCAAGGACUGUCAUCUCUAGGGUGCAGGAGACACUCUCUGAGUUCUAUUAUUUGUCCGACUUGAAAUGUAACCCUGCAAAAUGCGAGGUUUAUUUUGGGGGAUGUCUGUGCUGUUUAAGAGCAUGGCAAUCCAAGUUUCUGGUUUCCAGGAGGUAGAACUCCCAGUGAUGUAUUUGGGCUUGCCAUUGAUAUCUGGAAAGCUUUCUGCUUUGGAAUGUGAGAAAUUAGUAGCCAAAAUUACUCAAAAGAUAAAGUCUUUGAGGGCAAAGCGGCUCAGCUAUGCAGGUCGCCUUCAGUUAGUCUCUUCAGUGUUGAUGGGGGUCCUACAGUACUGGAUGCAAGUUUUUAUGCUCCUUAAAAAAGUGUCGAAGCAGGUACAGAAGAUAUGUUCGUGUUUUUUGUGGCAUGGAGAGGAGGAGGGAAGAGCUAGAAUCAGCUGGGAUAGAAUGGCGCAUCCUAAAAAAGAGGGUGGCUUGGGAAGGAAACAGGUAUAACAGCCGGAAUUACAAAAUUACCAAAUCUGUGUUUUUGGCGUCGAAUCAUUUCGUCGCUAAAAAGGUGGUAGCUAUUUCUAGCGACGAUGUAAUUUGUCACCCAAGACUAAAUUCGUCGCUGAAGAACUUAUUUACGACAAAUUGAUCGUCGCUAAAGCUAAUAGUGAGGCACCCUUGUGCGACGAUAAAAAUUGUUCGUCGCCAAAUCCAGCGUUUUAGCGACGAAAAUGUCAUCGCUGAAGCAUAACUUUUCAUCGACGAAUGAUGGUUUUUGGCGAUGAAUCGUAAAAUGUCGUCGCUAAAAGCUAGGGCGACGCGGUAUAGGCGACGGAAGAUGGAAGGAUUUGGCGACGAUUUGGUUGUCGCAGAAACAUUCAGCGACGGAUUUUGGAGUUUCAGCGACGAAUUUUUUCGUUUCUUAGGACGUCACUGUUAGUUAAAGUUUUUUUUUGUCACAUUGUUUGUAAAACCGUGUGAAAAUGAGUAAGAUUCGAGGUCUAAGAGAUAAUUUUAAUAUUCGAAUGAUAUUCAUGAACAAAGUAUGUUUAAGUGAAAUGACUCUACAACAAAGUUAUAACACAUAAUCGCGAGCGGGUUCGGUGUGGAUACUUAAAAUAUCAAAAUCGCACCCGCCACGAAACUCUAUUACCCUCCUUGUGGAAUUUGAGGAAAACCCACCAUAGAUAAUACUAGUUGAAUUUUCCCCGAUAAAAUCAGUUCAACUUUGGUUGAAUACCCAACGAUGAUGUAUUAUUAUGCCAUAUAAGCCUCCCGAAUUGCACUAUAUAAGUAAGUGAGAGUAUGGCCAUCCCAAUUGAAAUGCAUCACUCCCUCCAAAUAUCAAUCACCAUCUCAUGCUCCCAAAGUCAUCUUCCUCCACAUUCUUUGCCACUCCUGCCAUGACCAGCCACGAGUUCACCGACAACGAACCGCAAUCACCUCAUAACGUUGUUCACCCCUUGAAUCCCGAGGAAUUCCGGCGACAAGGCCACAUGGUAGUCGACUUCAUCGCCGACUACUACAACAACAUCGAACAUUACCCUGUUUUGAGCCAGGUCAAACCAGCUACCUCCGCCAUCUCCUCCCUCACUCGGCUCCUUUCGCCGCCGAACCAAUCGAAGAAAUCAUCAAAGACAUUGAAACCCACAUAAUCCCUGGAAUCACUCACUGGCAGCACCCUUCCCAUUUCGCCUACUUCCCCUGCACCGCCAGCACGGCCGGAAUCCUCGGGGAGCUCCUUGCCGCCGGGCUAAACGUCGAGAUAAAUGAUUUUCUUCAUUUAUUUAAUUCCUUCCCACUACUUUUUUGUUCCUAUACCCAUGGGACGUGCAUAGCAGUUUGUUGCUAAUGCUCCUAAUUUGUCUCCCCAUUCCUGUAUAAUAGUUCACUCUGUAUCAAUGAGAAGAUGAAUAACGAUUCAUAACAAUC
Molecule: messenger RNA, 2091 nt
Organism: Linum trigynum
Lineage: Eukaryota; Viridiplantae; Streptophyta; Magnoliopsida; Malpighiales; Linaceae
Source: the annotation of a GenBank genome assembly